UGACAGCCCACACUUGUUUCCUGUAGAUAACACACACAAACCUCACACGCACACACACCUUGCCGUGCAGUGACAGGAAGCGUUAGUUCUUGACUUUCUGGUUGCGGGAUAUUUCGACUGAGCAGCCGCUUAUGUUUUAAACUCUCUUCAAAAUUAUUCACAAAGCGCCAAAAAAAAAAAAAAAAAAAAAAAAAUAAAAAUUAUUGAAUUAGAAUUUAAAAUUCAGAAGUCGAGAAGGAAAUAACAACAACUUCGGUGCAUCAUGUCUUCUGGAGGUUUAGGACCAGACAUCAGUCAGGAGGAGCUGGACUUUGACGAGCUGUUUUUGUAUAAUAUACCUGGGCAGCAUCAGCUGUCUGUUGGCUGUGACAAAGAGGAUCCAGUUGCUUUCUGUCCAAACACCGACCACACCCCACUGCUGGUGGUGGAACACCACUUCACUUCAGAUCAGUCUGCCUCCAGCCAGUCAUUCCACAGCCAACCCAAUGAAGAGAACCUGUCUGAGGCUAUGUUCGACUCUCUGGGCCUGGCAUCAGAACCAGGGAACAUCCCUGCUCCAAGCCCCAGGAUUGAGAUCACCCCAUCAGGUGACUCCCUCACCUCCCAGACCCUGGAGCCCAAAGUCUUUGGAGCCUACAGGGAGUGUGUGAGUCCUGCUAGCAGCAAUUCCUCCACAGGAUGGCCGCCAGAGUCAUACUCUCCGGCGGCAUCACCCUGUGUCUCCCCCUCCCACGGAGGCGGUUGCAGCACGGGAUUGUCAGCCCUAGACCUCUGCCCCGGCCUGCAGAGCAUCCAAACCCCUUCUUCCGUCCACUCCUCGCCAGGAGCUUCACCUCGCAACAGCAUCACAGAUGAGACUUUCCUGCUGCCGCAACAGCAGCAUGUGACUGUACCUCUUUCCCAGCAACGCUCUCGCUCCAUCUCACCACAUGGUAAACGAGCCUAUGACCAGGUGGGCCCCUGUCCAGACAGCAUCCCCGUCAAGCAGCGCUCUCGCAGCCCAAGUCCCAUCCCGUCACCUUAUGAGCGACAAGAAUCACACCAUCUUCAUCAGUACCAGGCCAAUCUUCAGUUUCAGGCCCAACUUCAAAGCUCCUCUUCAGCAGGUCAGGAGAAAGACUGGAAUUCCAGUCAGCCCAGAACAGUUCCCAUUGUUAUGGUACACAAUGCGCACGGCCCCGCUCUGACACAGGACUGCGUCUAUGGAGAGGUGUACGACUGGGCCGUCGAGCAGGAGAGGAUGGUCAGGUCUGGAGCUGAGGUCAAGUCCGACAUCUACUAUGUGGUCCCACCUGACCCGGCCAAUUACGGCACAUUUAGUUGUCCCUCGGUGGCUCCCCUACCAGCUUUCGAGUGGCCAUUGCCCAGCCAGUGUGGCCAGUGUGAGCUGUUGAUCCUGCAACAGCCUCGAUCUCACCACAGAGCUCACUAUGAGACGGAGGGGAGCCGUGGUGCCGUGAAAACAUCUAAAGGGGAUCAUCCAGAAGUCCAGCUCCGUGGAUAUCAGGGCUCAGCGCCGCUGAUGCUGCAGGUCUUCAUAGGCACAGCAGAUGAGCGGCUCCUGAGACCCCACGCCUUUUAUCAGGUUCACCGCAUCACCGGCAAAAAUGUCACAACGCCCAAUGUGGAGAGGAUAAUCAACGGGACUAAAGUGCUGGAGAUCCCGCUGGAGCCAACCAACCAUAUGAGAGUGUUGAUUGACUGUGUGGGGAUCUUGAAGCUGAAAAAUGCAGAUAUUGAACUGAAGAAUGGCGAGACAGACAUCGGCAGAAAAAACACACGUGUCCGUUUGGUGUUUCGUGUACACAUUCCGCAGCCGGGAGGACAGAUCGUGUCUCUCCAGGUCGCCUCUGAUCCCAUUGAAUGCUCCCAGCGAUCAGCUCAAGAGGUCCCCGCAGUUGAGAGGCAGGAUCUGGACCGAUGCUCUGUACUGGGAGGUCAACAAAUGGUCCUGACUGGACAAAACUUCACACAAGACUCCAGGGUUAUGUUUUCAGAGAAAACACAAGAUGGAAAACAAAUCUGGGAGAUGGAGGCCAGCGUGAACAAAGAUAAGACUCAAGCGAACAUGCUGUUUGUUGAGGUGCCCCCAUAUCCAGAUCAGACCAUUUGUCACUCAGUCAAAGUCAACUUCUACGUCAUCAAUGGGAAGAAAAAACGAAGUCAGCCUCAGCACUUCACCUACACCCCUAUGAUAGUCAUCAAAGCAGAGCCACUGGACAACUACCGGUCAAACCCAUACGGCAGCUCAGAUAACUGGUCGCUCUCUGCUCUGUCGGCGAAGCCUCUUUACCCAAACAACUUCCCUCAGGCUCUGAGCGUCUCUGCUACACCGUCCCACCUCACCACCAUAGACCCUGUAGCCUACAGCAUGUCAACACUCGCUCCCCUGGAUGAUCGAGCAGCCUACUACCAGAACAGGGCCAACAGUUUGAUCAACAGUCCAAUGCUCUACCACACGGCGAACCAACAUUACAGCGGCUGCGGUGCCGCACUUCCUGUGGUCUACCCGAUGGCCUCCCGUUCUGUUGGCAUCAAGAACUCGACAGAUAAAAUGACUAGAAGUCCACAGGUUGCGGAUUCGUUUGAGUCUUGUUUGACGUCAAGGCAGACAACAUUGCCACCGGGGAAGUCACCUUAUUCAACGUUCAACCAAGUUCAAGGCAAGGAUGCAUGUAGGAGAGAAGUGGUUGAAAGAAACCUUGAUGAAUGGGCCACAGAGAAAGUCACACUCAAACAAGAAAACCUCAGCUACACCUACUUGGAGGAUGUGAAUGACAUCAUUAAACGGGAUGUGAAAGGCCACAGUGAGGAGUAAAACCUGGAGCUCUGCAGCAAGGAUACAUGUGUAUGAAAUAUGCAUAAAGAAAAUAAUAACGAGCUUUAUCUCACGAGUCGGAUAGAAUAAAUUUAAAAUGAAAAUAAGAACUCAGCUAACUCAAAAGUCUAAGUCUCAAACAUUGUGUUAAUCAAUGUUAACUGUUAACCUGUUUACCUUUGUAAACUGGUUGUUGUAAAUGCAUGUAUAUUUUACAAUAAACAUAUAAAGUAAGUUAGUCAAGCGUUUAAUGUUGAGGUUUCCCUAAAAAUGUUCUAGUUACCAUGUCAGGUUUUUACUUUGUUAUUCAAAUAAAUAUAUUCUCAAUCACUCAA
This is a messenger RNA of Cynoglossus semilaevis (tongue sole), 3153 nucleotides long. RefSeq names its product nuclear factor of activated T cells 2b (gene nfatc2b). Bases 263 to 2818 code for a protein of 851 amino acids. Gene Ontology annotation, molecular function: transcription factor binding; RNA polymerase II cis-regulatory region sequence-specific DNA binding; DNA-binding transcription factor activity, RNA polymerase II-specific. Gene Ontology annotation, cellular component: transcription regulator complex. The transcript is spliced from 10 exons. Gene Ontology annotation, biological process: calcineurin-NFAT signaling cascade; cytokine production; regulation of transcription by RNA polymerase II. The record is from RefSeq and is a predicted model, not a curated record. NCBI's taxonomy places the organism in Eukaryota, Metazoa, Chordata, Actinopteri, Pleuronectiformes, Cynoglossidae.